Messenger RNA from Tarenaya hassleriana, 3948 nucleotides. RefSeq names its product ABC transporter B family member 13-like. Gene Ontology annotation, cellular component: membrane. Gene Ontology annotation, molecular function: ATP hydrolysis activity; ABC-type transporter activity; ATP binding. The record is from RefSeq and is a predicted model, not a curated record. NCBI's taxonomy places the organism in Eukaryota, Viridiplantae, Streptophyta, Magnoliopsida, Brassicales, Cleomaceae. Gene Ontology annotation, biological process: transmembrane transport.
UGUCCCUUGCCCUUCACUUUCCCCACAAGAAAAUCCACCUUCUCUUAUCUUAAUUCUCCAAAAACAAAAAUGGAUAUUGUAGAAUUCACCCGGAAUGGCAGCUUGGAGAACCCAAGUUCUGAAAACGAGAUUGAAAUGAACAAGGAGAAAGACAAAAGAAAGAAGAAGAAGAACUCGACGUCGUUGUUUGGUUUGUUUGGCGCUGCUGAUAAAUUGGAUUACGUUUUGAUGUUUUUCGGCAGUUUAGGCGCAGCUAUCCAUGGCGCCACACUUCCUGUGUUCUUUAUCUUGUUCGGGAGAAUGCUGGAUGCCUUGGGAACUCUCUAUGCAAAUCCUGGGUCCAUGUCUUCUCGUGUGUCUCAGACUGCAUUAAACGCGGUUUACUUGGGUUUGGCCAAUCUCGUAUCCUCCUGGGUCGGAGUUGCAUGUUGGAUGCAAACAGGGGAGAGACAAACAGCACGUUUGCGUAUAAAUUAUCUGAAUUCGAUCUUAAGAAGAGAUAUCGCUUUCUUUGACACGGAAGUUAGAGAUUCCAAUCUGAUUUUUCACAUCUCAAGCGAUGCAAUCUUGGUCCAAGACGCCAUUGGAGACAAGACAGGCCACGCAUUGCGGUACCUGUUUCAGUUCCUUGUCGGAUUUGCCAUUGGAUUUUUCUCGGUAUGGCAAAUUACACUGCUCACGUUGGCGGUGGUUCCGCUAAUAGCCAUCGCAGGAGGAUCGUAUGCCAUAAUCAUGUCGACGAUAUCUGAGAAAAGCGAGGCUGCUUAUGCUGACGGAGGAAAAGUUGCAGAAGAGGUUAUAUCCCAGGUUAGAACUGUAUAUGCAUUUGUGGGAGAAGAAAAUGCUGUGGAAUCAUACUCAAAUUCACUCAAGAAAGCUCUAAAACUGGGGAAAAGGAGCGGUCUAGUGAAAGGCCUCGGCAUUGGAUCCACAUAUGCUCUACUCUUAUGUGCUUGGGCAUUACUUUUAUGGUAUGCAAGCCUGCUGGUCAGACACGGGAAAUGUAAUGGAGCCAAGGCCUUCACAACGAUCCUUAAUGUCAUUUUCAGUGGAUUCUCUCUGGGUCAGGCUACUCCAAGCUUUUCUGCCAUUGGCAAAGGUCGGGUGGCUGCUUCGAAUAUCUUUAGUAUGAUUGAUAGGAACCCCGAAAGUUUCGAGGGAUUGAAUGAUGGAACUACUUUACAAAAAGUAGUAGGGCAGAUUGAGUUCCGACAAGUUUCUUUUACAUACCCCUCAAGGCCUAAGGAGGUUUUCGAGAAUCUCAGCUUUACUAUACAUUCGGGAAAGACUUUUGCAUUCGUUGGUCCAAGUGGCUCCGGGAAGAGUACAAUCAUAUCCAUGGUUCAACGUUUCUAUGAGCCCAACUCAGGACAAAUAAUCUUGGACGGGCAUGAUAUCAAGGCUCUAAACCUGAAAUGGUUGAGAGAACAAAUGGGAAUAGUAAGUCAAGAACCUACAUUAUUUGGCACAACCAUAGCGGCCAAUAUUCUCUUCGGCAAAGAAGAUGCAGAUAUGAAUCAGAUCAUAGGAGCGGCUAAAGUUGCAAAUGCAGAUUCUUUCAUUCGAGCAUUGCCUGAAGGCUAUAAUACUCAAGUUGGAGAAGGAGGGACUCAGCUCUCAGGAGGACAAAAACAACGAAUUGCUAUUGCCCGGGCAGUUGUAAGAAAUCCCAAGAUCUUGCUCUUGGAUGAAGCCACAAGCGCAAUCGAUGCAGAAUCAGAGCAAAUUGUUCAACAUGCACUAGAAAGAAUAAUGGAAGACAGAACCACCAUUGUCGUCGCACACAGAUUAUCCACCAUACGAGACGUUGACACAAUCGUUGUACUGAAAUAUGGCAAAAUCGCCGAAAGCGGGAGCCAUUGUGAAUUAAUAUCCAAAGGAGGAGAGUAUGCCACUCUUGUUAAUUUACAAGCAACAGAAACUUUUGAAAACCCGAGAUCAAUAUUGUCUGAAGACAGUAUCUCUCGUGUUUGUUCUUCGAUUUCACAAAGAGUUUCUAGCUCUAGGAGGAGUUCAAGCUUCCGAGGAGCCACCAGCUUCAGGGAAGACAUGGAAACAACAAAACAAGAUCAGUGCCACGAAGACUUGAGCUCGUCUUCGAUGAUUUGGGAACUGAUGAAGUUGAAUGCCCCGGAAUGGCCUUACGCAUUACUUGGCUCGAUUGGUGCCGUUUUCACUGGGGCCCAAACUCCUCUGUUUUCCAUGGGAAUCACAUAUGCCUUGACCGCGUUUUACUCACCUUUUCCUCAUGUGAUAAAACAUGAUGUUGAAAGGGUGGCUUUUAUAUUCAUUGGAAUGGGAUUUCUCGCCGUGCCUAUCUACCUCUUGCAUCAUUAUUUCUAUACCUUGAUGGGAGAACGACUCACGGCCCGGGUUCGCUUAUCGUUGUUCUCAGCAAUUCUUUCCAAUGAGAUCGGUUGGUUCGAUUUGGAUGAGAACAACACUGGCUCCCUGACCUCAAUCUUAGCAGCUGAUGCAACUUUGGUGAGAAGUUGUCUCGCAGAACGCCUUUCCACAAUAGUCCAGAACUUAUCCCUUACAAUCACUGCAUUUGUCCUCGCCUUCAUUUAUAACUGGCGUGUCGCAGCAGUUGUAACAGCUUGUUUUCCUCUUAUCAUUCUCUCCUUUGUCGCCGAGCAAAUGUUUCUGAAAGGAUUUGGAGGAGACUACACGACAGCAUACUCUAGAGCAACUACUGUGGCGCGUGAAGCGGUUACCAAUAUACGGACAGUUGCAGCGUUUGGAGCGGACAAACAGAUCUCGACACAGUUUACCUACGAGCUGAGCAAACCAAACUCUCAAACCUUUUUCAGAGGCCACAUUUCUGGAUUUGCAUACGGGUUCUCUCAGUUUCUAGCAUUUUCUUCCUUUGCGCUUGGCCUCUGGUACAUCUCAGUUGUGAUCAACCAUAAGGAAGCAAAUUUUGCUGAUAGCAUCAAAUCUUUCAUGGUGCUAGUCAUCACAUCUUAUGCAGUAGCGGAAACGCUUGCACUCACGCCAGAUAUAGUCAAGGGCACACAAGCACUCGUGUCGGUUUUCAGGAUUCUACACCGAGAUUCUGCAAUUCUGCCAGAUAAACCGGACUCAAUCCCUGUCUCUCAGAUUAAAGGAGACCUAGAACUGAGAAACGUGAGCUUCUCGUACCCUGCAAGACCUGAUAUCAUCAUUCUGUAUUAGUAUACUUAAUACUGAUAUUAUUUUAUAUAUGAAUCUAUUAAAUAUGUAGGGAUUUUCUUAUGUUUUAAUAAUUAUCUCGAUAAGUUUUCAGGGAAGAGCACAAUCAUCUCAUUAAUAAUGAGAUUCUAUGAUCCAAACACCGGCAAGGUCUGCAUAGAUGGGCACGACAUACAAACCCUGAACCUCCGCUCCUUGCGCAAGAAACUAGCCUUAGUCCAGCAAGAACCUGCACUAUUCUCCACAACCAUCUACGAGAAUAUCAAGUACGGAAACAAGAAAGCCACGGAGGCAGAAAUCAUAGAGGUAGCGAAAGCAGCAAACGCCCACGAGUUUAUAAUCAGAAUGCCAGACGGGUAUAAGACCCAUGUGGGCGACAAGGGAGUGCAGCUAUCGGGAGGUCAACUGUCGACAGCGGUUCUGAAGGACCCUUCGGUGCUUCUCCUGGACGAGGCGACAAGCGCAUUGGACAGUGGCUCGGAAAAGGCGGUCAAGGAAGCUCUCGAUAAGCUAAUGAAGGGCCGGACAACGGUCAUCGUGGCUCAUAGAUUGUCGACGAUAAAGAAGGCAGAGGUAAUAGCGGUUCUGAAGAAGGGAAGAGUGGUUGAGAAGGGCAGUCACAGGGAGCUUAUAGCAAAAUCUGAUGGGUUUUAUAAGCAAUUGGUGUCUCUUCAAGAAGGGGUAACAGAAGAUGAGUGACAAGUUUUUUUUUUUAUUAAAAUGUGAAUCGUAUUAAUUAUAUCAAAACUUUACAGAUCAGUUUUUGUUCGAAAA